CAGCUUCCCAAGUAGCCAUUGACUGUCAUGAGAGGCAAAGAGCUACAUCAGUGGCGGCAGACAAUACCGUAACUUUCAUCUUGAUUAGCACCUUGCCUCCUACGUCGUUAAGGCCAGAUCAAGACGAACCUUCUCGACCAGUGCCAUCCGACCGAGUUUAGCCUAAUCGGACCGCCUACCUGCCUAGCAGUUUCCUCCACUGCCCACCGAAGAUCCUGUCUCUUAUCCACCUAUCCAUUUUACUUUCCCGGUUCAGAGGUACGGUCGUCGAAUACAGCAACGAUUUAGAGUGUAGCGUUCAGCCCGGGCCGCUGGAACGUACUGCUACCAUCAUCGUAGACUUUCUGUCACACGCAUCUUCGAAGCCUAACGCGAGGCAAAACUAGAUAUACAAUGGGGUUAAAUGAGGACUUGAAGGCCAACCCUCCAUGCCAUCCUCUCGCCUGCGCCAUCCAAGAUUGUUUCACCAGAAAUGGCUACAGAGAGGAGAGGUGUCAGUCUGUAGUUAUUGCCUUGUACGAGUGCUGUGAGGCUUUCUACCGGUCUAAGGGCGACAACGCGACGACGGUCAGCUGUCCCAAGCCUGACCUGCUACGGUUGAAGCUCAGAAGGCUCCGCGAGGGUUCGCAACAAUAGUGAAGGAAAAAUCAUCGAAUGCGGGCAAACAUGUACCACUCUUCCAUAUAAAUACGUCAACCCGAGUAGAGAAGAAAUCUGGCAACAUUCUAGAAAGAGGGCAAGUUAUUCUAGGCAUUCGUUGAGCGCGCUAAGAGAUCCCGUAGAAUCUGAACAACCAUUGAGUGGCCUGUUCCGAGACUCUAAUACAAAAGCCUUGACAUUGAAGAGAGAAGAAGAAGAAAGAGCAAAGAAAAUUUCCACCGAUGCAGCUUGAUAAAGGAAGCCAUGAGCGGGGCUAUACUGUGC
This is a messenger RNA of Colletotrichum navitas, 924 nucleotides long. RefSeq lists its product as uncharacterized. NCBI's taxonomy places the organism in Eukaryota, Fungi, Ascomycota, Sordariomycetes, Glomerellales, Glomerellaceae. Gene Ontology annotation, cellular component: mitochondrial intermembrane space. The coding region runs from base 394 to 636 and encodes 80 amino acids. The record is from RefSeq and is a predicted model, not a curated record. The transcript is spliced from 4 exons.